AUGACUUCGACACAUAAGUACAGACCAGCCGAGCGCCCUGAAUCCCCAACGCAUGACUCCGACUCCGACCUAGAUCUCGACGUCCACGAGCUGGAUCCCAUCUCGACGGAGAACAUCAGAGGAUCUGGACGAGACCAAUAUAUCGGUUCAUCUGAGUCAAAACCAUCGAGAAUAGCUCUCCGGAACUUGCGUAUGGGAGGUUUGCGACGUGCCAAUAAACGCGGCGGCCGCGGGUACGGUGAACUUGGCCAGAACCGGGAUGAUUUCGACGAACAUACCCGUGAACUGAUAGAUGAGCAUGAUGGAGCAGGAGGCAGUCAUGCUGAUGAUGACGCGCCUCUCCUUGGCGGCCACCAGAAGUCUCACAGCCAGCGGCUGUCCUUGCCUAGCAUUCGACUUCCUACCUUUUUUUCUGGAAAUAAGCCCCUACCACAUAGAGACGAUGAAGCUGUAGAUGAGCAAGAUGAAGAUGAUCCUUCGGCGUCAAGACACGUCGUUGUUGGAUCUAUUCAAUCAACCCGAUUUCCGGCCAACAUUGUUUCCAAUGCUAAAUAUACGGCGCUGACUUUUCUUCCCGUCACCCUCUAUAACGAGUUUUCUUUCUUCUUCAAUAUGUAUUUCCUCCUAGUCGCUUUAUCGCAAGCGAUACCCGCCCUUCGGAUCGGCUACUUGUCCACCUACAUAGCGCCGCUUGCCUUUGUUCUCUGUAUCACUAUGGGAAAGGAGGCGUACGACGACAUUGAGAGACGGCGGAGAGACAAUGAGGCUAACUCGGAAGAAUACCGAGUGCUGACAUUUGCUGAUCCCGAGUCACAACUUGCAUCAGUCAAACCACAUCGUCGACCACUCAAAUCUGAUUCAAUGAAUAAAAGGGGGUCACGACGGCAAAGGGAAUCGCGACACGACCUGACUGAUAUUCAGGAAGAAGACAACGCCUACCAUCCUUCGUCUUUCGUUCAAGAAGCCAAGCGCAAGUCCAAGGAUCUGAGAGUUGGUGAUGUUCUCAAACUCAGCAAAGGACAACGCGUGCCGGCCGAUGUGGUCAUAUUGCAAUGCUACAAUGUGGAUGGACCUACCUCGUCUACCCCCAAGGAACCUUCAGAGGAAGAGACACUCUUUGCUUUUGCCGACAAUGAGCCUGAUGGGAAAGGGAAAGAACCAGAAAUAGCGGUACAGAAGGACGAGGGCGAGACUGGCGGAUGCUCUGGAGAAAUAUUUAUCAGAACUGACCAACUCGAUGGUGAGACAGAUUGGAAGUUGAGGCUGGCCUCGGCUCUGACGCAGAACAUCCCCCCCGAAGAGUUUGUGCGAUUGAGAGUUACAGGUGGAAAGCCCGACAAGAAGGUCAGCGAGUUCGUGGGCACUGUUGAACUGUGCCCUACGAGACAGGAUGCGACGAGCCAUCACUCGAUGUCUAGUCAUGAUGGCGAUUCGAAUUUGGCAGCUCUAUCGAUCGAUAACACGGCUUGGGCUAAUACAAUCAUUGCUUCUCAAGGAACGACCUUGGCAGUCAUCUUGUAUACCGGCCCUCAGACGAGGUCUGCAUUAUCAACUUCACCGUCUCGGUCCAAAACAGGUCUCCUUGAAUACGAAAUCAACUCACUUACCAAGAUUUUGUGCGCUCUCACUUUAGCAUUGUCAGUGGUCCUGGUUGCUCUUGAAGGAUUUGAAAACACGACAGGCAACGUGUGGUACAUUAAAAUCAUGCGCUUUCUGGUUUUGUUUUCAACCAUUGUUCCCGUUAGUUUGCGUGUCAACCUCGACAUGGGCAAGAGCGCAUAUUCAAGAUUCAUUCAACACGAUUCGGGUAUUCCAGGCGCUGUUGUUCGAACCAGCACUAUACCCGAGGAUCUGGGAAGAAUCGAGUAUCUGUUAAGCGACAAAACAGGCACUUUGACACAGAAUGACAUGGAGAUGAAGAAAGUCCACGUUGGUACUGUAUCUUAUGCCAACGAGGCAAUGGACGAGGUCAAAUCAUAUGUUCGUCAAGGAUUCCACAUUCAGCCUACAACGGACCCGUCGUCACAGACUAUCCUCAUUACGCCAUCCUCGACGUUCUCGACUGCUGUCAAUAUUGGCGCUGCUCGCACACGACGUGAGAUUGGAGGACGCGUGCGAGACGUAGUUCUUGCGCUGGCCCUGUGCCACAACGUCACCCCUACCGUUGAUAUGGAGGAUGGCAAGGAAGUCACAUCAUACCAGGCAUCGUCACCCGAUGAAAUCGCCAUUGUGAAAUGGACAGAAUCAGUAGGGCUCAAGUUGGCAUACCGCGACAGAAAAGGCAUGACGCUUGAGUCAACGGAAACAGGACGAACAGUUGUCCGCGUUCGUAUUCUCGAUGUGUUCCCAUUUACAUCUGAUGGCAAACGCAUGGGUAUCAUUGUGCACUUUUACGACGACUUGAAGAAUGCUAAUCCAAGCCUGAGCUCCGGGGAGAUUUGGUUCUACCAAAAGGGUGCUGAUACUGUUAUGGGCACAAUAGUCGCCGCCAACGAUUGGCUAGACGAGGAGACAGCCAACAUGGCUAGAGAGGGGUUGCGAACACUGGUCGUGGGUCGUAAGAAGUUGUCGUACCAGCAGUAUCAAGAGUUCUCGUCCAAGUAUCAAGAAGCUUCCAUGUCCAUUACCAAUCGGGAGACUGGCAUUCAGCGCGUCGUAUCUCACCAUCUUGAGAACCACCUCGAACUACUCGGCGUCACCGGUGUGGAGGACAAGUUACAAAAAGAUGUCAAGUCGUCACUGGAGCUUCUCCGCAACGCCGGUAUCAAGAUUUGGAUGUUGACAGGAGACAAGGUUGAAACAGCUCGCUGUGUGGCUGUUAGCUCCAAGCUGGUUGCACGCGGUCAGUACAUCUAUACCGUCGCUAAACUCAAGCGCAAGGAUGGCGCGCAGGAGCACCUCGACUUCCUGCGCGGCAAAACCGAUUCUUGCCUUCUCAUUGACGGUGAAAGCCUCCAGCUCCUGCUGACCCAUUUCCGAAUCGAAUUCAUUUCCAUUGCUGUGCGGCUUCCUACGGUAGUGGCUUGUCGAUGCUCGCCUACACAAAAGGCUGAGGUUGCCGAGCUCAUCAAGGAAUACACCAAGAAGAGAGUCUGUUGCAUUGGCGACGGAGGAAACGACGUGUCCAUGAUUCAAGCAGCAGACGUGGGUGUUGGCAUCGUCGGCAAGGAAGGUCGCCAGGCGAGUUUGGCAGCAGAUUUCUCCAUUGAACAAUUUUAUCACUUGGUCAAGCUGCUUGUGUGGCAUGGGCGGAACAGCUAUAAACGGAGUGCCAAGUUGGCGCAGUUUGUUAUUCACCGUGGUUUGAUCAUAGCAGUGUGUCAAACCAUGUACAGUAUUGCCAGGAAAUUUGAACCCGAGGGCUUAUACAAGGACUGGCUUCUUGUCGGCUACGCAACCAUCUACACGUCUGCUCCUGUUCUAUCCCUUGUUCUCGACAAGGACGUUGACGAAAACUUGGCCAACCUGUAUCCAGAAUUGUACAAGGAACUCACAGAGGGCCGGUCGCUAUCAUACCGCACCUUUUUUGUGUGGGUCUUAGUGUCCAUCUACCAGGGCAGUAUGAUCCAGGGUCUGUCACAGGUUCUGACGGAAGUGGACGGGCCGAAGAUGGUAGCUGUGAGUUUUACGGUGCUAGUGUUGAACGAGCUCAUCAUGGUUGCCAUUGAGAUUACAACGUGGCACCCGGUCAUGAUCUUGAGUAUUUUGGGCACCUUUUUGGUAUUUGUUGGCAGUAUCCCGUUCCUGGGAGGAUACCUCGACCUCAAAUUCGUCAUUACUUGGGGCUUUGUAUGGCGCAUCCUUGCUAUCGGAGCCAUAUCCCUGAUUCCCCCAUAUGUAGGGAAACUGAUCAGGAGGGCGAUCAAGCCUCCGUCGUAUAGAAAAGUACAGAACCGGUAG
Metarhizium album ARSEF 1941 is the source of this 3900-nucleotide messenger RNA. RefSeq names its product phospholipid-translocating P-type ATPase. The record is from RefSeq and is a predicted model, not a curated record. The transcript has 3 exons. Gene Ontology annotation, molecular function: ATP binding; ATPase-coupled intramembrane lipid carrier activity; magnesium ion binding. Gene Ontology annotation, biological process: retrograde vesicle-mediated transport, Golgi to endoplasmic reticulum; endocytosis; phospholipid translocation. Bases 1 to 3900 code for a protein of 1299 amino acids. Gene Ontology annotation, cellular component: endosome; trans-Golgi network; plasma membrane. NCBI's taxonomy places the organism in Eukaryota, Fungi, Ascomycota, Sordariomycetes, Hypocreales, Clavicipitaceae.